ACUGUUAUUACUUUUCAUUGGCCAGUUUCUCUACAUCUGCAUAGUCAUUAUAAUCCAAGCUGUAAAAGGGGUUUGGUUUCUUACAUAUAACAUUUCAACACCUCUACAGUACCAGAAAAAAGAACUUGGUUUUGCAGAAAUCCCAACUUUUUUUAAGCUUGCUUUUUAAUAUAUACACAAAUACAUAAAGAUACACAUAUAACAGUGAACUCGUGCAACCUGCCAAGAUGUCUAAAGUAGCAAAAUACCGACGGCAAGUCAGUGAAGAUCCAGAUAUUGACAACUUACUAUCCACUUUGUCUCCAGAGGAGAUGGAGGAGCUAGAAAAAGAGCUAGAUGCAUCUGAUACAGAUGGGAGCAUUCCGGUAGACUUCGAGCAGAGAGAUAAAACUGACAAGCAAUUGAGUGGCAAGUGCAGUCGAGAGGAAACACUCAGCUACUCUGAAAAGGAGACCAAGAAAUUUAUGCCAAAGGAACAGUCAACGGAUGAAGCAAAGAAGAAGAAAGAGGCAAAGAUUCUUGAAGCCAAACAUAAGGAGCCUUACAGCAGAGAUCUGAAAAAAAGUAGAACUCCUGAUCUGAUAAAGGAAGGGAAAAAAGAAGAACAGGUCCAGAAAACAAAUCAGAAGAGAAAGGAUGAAACAGACCGCAACAGCAAAAUGGGACAAGCCAAAGAGAAAACUGGUAAGGAUGAAAAAAGGUUUUCCAGAGAGAAAGAAAAAUCCAUGGCGGCAGAUAAAAGUGUAACCGGUCAAGUGAGAGGGGAAGAAAGGGGUAAACUGCUAAAGAGCAGGUCAGUAGAAGAUAAAGGAACACAAGAGAAGGCAGCAGAACACAAGAGAGGGACUGGGUGGGAGAGAAAGACUGAAGAUAAAAAAGAAUGCGAAAAAAUAGGAGAAAGAAGAUCAGCUUUAAAACCAGUCUCAAAGAGAGAAGAUAAAAGAGAACCCCCCAAAGCAGGAGAAAUAAGUUCAACUCCAAAGCCAGGCUCAAAGGUUGACAAUGAAGAGAAACUCUUGAAGGAUAGCAAAGGAAUUCCAGAGACAAAUGUCCCAAUUUUAGAGCAAGAGGACAUGACCCAAGAGCCUCCUGAUAGCAGCCCCUCUAAAUCUGCAGACAAUUCUUCAAGCGAGAGCAAGGAGGAUGAAGCCACCAGCAUUUUUGAUGAACCCUUGGAAAAGAUCAAGAAUGAUGACCCAGAGAUGGUAGAAGUUAACAUCAACAAUUCUGACUGCAUCAACAAUGAGAUCCUGGUACGCUUUGCUGAGGCCUUGGAAUUCAACACAGUGGUCAAGGUAUUUGCUCUGGCCAACACACGUGCUGAUGAUCAUGUUGCAUUUGCCAUUGCCAUCAUGCUAAAGUCCAAUAAGACACUGACAAGCGUAAACCUAGAUUCCAAUCAUAUCACAGGCAAAGGGAUCCUGGCCAUCUUUCGUGCACUGCUGCAGAACAAGACUCUGACGGAGCUGCGCUUUCACAAUCAGAGACAUAUUUGUGGAGGGAAGACUGAGAUGGAGAUAGCUAAGUUGCUGAAAGAGAACACCACAUUGCUGAAACUGGGCUACCACUUUGAAUUAGCUGGGCCACGCAUGACGGUCACAAACCUACUAAGCAGGAAUAUGGACAAACAGAGACAGAAACGCUUACAAGAGCAGAAACAGGCCCAAGAAAAGAUGGAGAAGAAGGACUUCCUUGAGGUGCCAAAGGCAGGAUGCUUGUCACCUGCCUCUCCAAAGAUUUCUCCAAAACCAUCCCCGAAAACUUCCCCAAGGUCUUCCCCUAAAGCCCCUCCUAAGAAAGCUGGUACCCCAGAUGCUCCUCCUCCCCCACCCCCACCUCUAGCCCCUCCCCCUGCUCCUCCCUUGAUUAAUGAAAACCUACGCUUGUCCCUUUCUCCGGCCACUCAGAGGAAGAUGGUGGAGAAAGCACUUCCUUCCCAGGAAAAGAAUUCCAGAGACCAACUUCUGGAUGCAAUUCGCUCUAGCAACAAGAAGCAGUUGAAAAAGGUGGAGGUUCCCAAGUUACUUCAAUAG
This is a messenger RNA of Protobothrops mucrosquamatus (brown spotted pit viper), 2033 nucleotides long. RefSeq names its product leiomodin 1 (gene LMOD1). The record is from RefSeq and is a predicted model, not a curated record. Gene Ontology annotation, biological process: pointed-end actin filament capping; muscle contraction; myofibril assembly. Gene Ontology annotation, molecular function: actin binding; tropomyosin binding. NCBI's taxonomy places the organism in Eukaryota, Metazoa, Chordata, Lepidosauria, Squamata, Viperidae. The coding region runs from base 228 to 2033 and encodes 601 amino acids. The transcript has 3 exons. Gene Ontology annotation, cellular component: myofibril; striated muscle thin filament.